Molecule: messenger RNA, 683 nt
Organism: Candidula unifasciata
Lineage: Eukaryota; Metazoa; Mollusca; Gastropoda; Stylommatophora; Geomitridae
Source: the annotation of a GenBank genome assembly
UACCAUCAGAAGUGGGUGACACAAUCGAUGUAGACAUUCCGUGUGAUGAAACUCCGGAGGAACAUGAAAGACGGAUGGUUGCCACAAAAGAGGAACUGGACAAGGUUGAGUCCGAGAUAAAUAUGCUUCGACAAGUCCUGUUCAGCAAAAUAGGACGUGCAGCCGAACUGAAGCGGCAGUUGGGUAUCACACCAUUCCAGGAAUUUAAGCAGGACCUGCAGCAGGGCCUUCAGCAGUUCAAGAGCUCUGACCCAUACCAAAAGACCAAUGAAACAUUGCACCAGUUGAAUGAAAAGAUUUCUCAGACACAGGCAUACCAAAAGACCAAUGAAACUUUGCACCAGUUGAAUGAAAAGAUUUCUCAGACGCAGGCUUACCAGAAGACGACAGCUGUUGUCAAGACCGCAUCAGAAAAAACCACUAGUGCUAUUAGCACCGUCAGCCACGCUGUGGUAAAGAAGAUGGGAGACAUUAGAAAUUCACAGACCUUCAAGUCCUUUGAUGAGAAAAUGCAUUCCACAUAUGCAAAUGUGAAGGCCAAAGUGACUGGCAGCCGAUCUUCAGGUGAAAUUGACGAAGCUUUCCGGGAUGCACAUCCUACCGAGGAAGGAGCUGUCUCUACCCCCGAGGCAGCCGAAGAUGCUUCCAAGAUUAAACUUCCUGAGGAGAAGGUUCCUCUUUGA